Cotesia congregata is the source of this 1779-nucleotide messenger RNA. Lineage: Eukaryota; Metazoa; Arthropoda; Insecta; Hymenoptera; Braconidae. The record is from the annotation of a GenBank genome assembly.
AUGGAGAAAGAGCAACUUGAUUCUUUGCAAACUGUUACCGUGGGAUCUGAAAAGAUUCCGCCACCUCAUAGUCAUUAUGCACCUAGUGAAGUUUAUUCUUCCUCAGAAUCACCUCCGGCAUACUCACGGCCAGUGAUGAAGAGCACUGCCGUCCAGAUCGCGAAGAUCAUCGCAACAACUUUGAUAACUAUCUCUGUUAUCAUCGGGAGUUUUAUCUUAGCUGCAGCUUGGCUCCAAGCUCGUGCAUCAUGCACUCCUGAAGCUAUUAACGGUAUGCAGACACAAAUAAACAGCCAGCAGGAAUUUAUCAAACAUUUACAACCUGAGGCUCUUGUUCAGGAUCCUAUUGAUGUCAAGCAGAACAUUGACGAGUCUUCUGUUAAAACUAAACAGCCUACUGCAGAGCCUAAAGAGGAAGAAACCCAAACUGAUAAUCAAGAUGAUUCGAAAGCUGACAACGAAAGUGCAAAUGACAAUGAAAAUGAUGAUGACUAUAAUGAUUCUGGAUUCUCACCAGUUCACUUUAAAUUCUCACCUCAGCUUGAUUUAGAUGAUCUUGCAAAUACCCUUAUGCAACAAUCCCGUGGUCUCGUCUCAUGUGUAGUUGAACGCCGCAGAUCUGAUGGAUUUACCGAUGGAAACAAUCAAGUUGACAACAACAACAACAAUGAUUACCAACGUCCUCAACGUCUCAGUGGUGAACGUGUAGUAAUUCUCUGUGAAUCCGGAGAACCACGUCGUCAAGAGCAACAAGAACAGGAUCUACGUACACCAAUAAUUGUUCCGCUUGGUAACAUCCAAAUCCCGAUGCAACCUCAUGAACAAGAUUACCACCGUUACCAAGUUCAAAACCAAUUCUCCGCACCUGAUGUACAAACUCCACCAUUCGUCAAUGCACGAAGAAUAAAUCAAUUGGAGCAAGGUAUCAGUAUACCAGACAUAAAAAAUAUUGCCCAGAUGAUGGGUUUUGGUUCACCGCGAAUGCCACCACAAAUGAAUCACCAACAAAUGGAAUUACGUCCUUUCCCAAUUGAAAUUCGCACUCUGCCAAUUGAAGUUAUUCGUGGAAUGAGACCACCAAUGAACCAAAUGGAACAACACCAACCACAGCCUCAACAACAACAACAACCUCCACAACCACAACACCCAAUGUUCGCUCAAGAACCAACUGAGCCAGUAUACUCCCAAGAGCAACAAACUCAAGGAAUGAUGCCACCUCCACCACCCCCAUCAGCACCCAACGCCCCAGAAUUAAAUCAACGUGAACCCAGAAUUAUUCCACAAGUUCAUAUCAUCCAACAACAGCUUGAACAAAAGCCUGCACAACCUCAAGAAGCUCAAGAUAAACCAAACUUUCCUUUCCCCGGCUUACCGAUUGACAUCAUCAGAUUCAUUCAACAACCUGAAAAUAUGGAAGCUCACCGUCAGGAAAACGUUGAAGGCUCACAAGAAUCUACAAAACUUAUCGCUGAUUCUGAGAACCAAGAAGAAAGCAAAGACGAUGAAGAUAAAAAGAAAAUUGUUGUACUUCCUGAAAGCAGCUUGAUUCAUCAAAUCGAAGAACGUUUGUUCCCCAGAUCACAUUUCUCGAUGCCUAUGAGAUCCAUGGAUACAUUCCAAAUACCUAUGGAAGUAAGUGCUCGUGUGAUGGGUAAUUCUGGAGAGCAAGAAGAUAAUAAAGAACAACAUCAACCAAUGCAGGCUCAAGUAAUGCCUCAAUCUGAUGAACAGGAGGAUGCCAGUCGUCCUCACUAUGUGCAACCACGUUCAAUUCCGUAA